AUGCGCCUGCCGCCGGGGGAGACCGCGCUGCUGCCUCUGCGCGCUUCUCUGAUCGCCACAGCCGCCACUUACUGCCUGCUGCUCUUGCAAGUGGACGCCUAUUUCGGCCUGACCGGAAAAGAAACCUUGAUUCAGUUUCCACUGCUGGGAUCUUCAACAAAUCCUGCACAUUGGAAGGCUCACUUGAAGCAAUGUGAUCUGCUAAGGCUUUCCCAGAAGCAAAAGAGGCUCUGUCGUCGGGAGCCAGGGCUGGCUGAGACUUUACGGGAAGCCGUUCAGCUUGGAGUCCUUGAGUGCCAGUACCAGUUUCGCAAUGAGCGUUGGAACUGCAGCCUCGAUGGGAGGGCGAACUUGUUGAAGAGAGGUUUCAAAGAAACAGCAUUUCUCUAUGCAGUGUCUUCAGCAGCAUUAACUCAUUCCCUUGCUCGAGCAUGCAGUGCUGGGCGAAUGGAGCGCUGUACCUGUGACGAUUCACCUGGCCUAGAGAACCGCAAAGCCUGGCAGUGGGGUGUGUGUGGUGACAACCUCAAGUAUAGCAUCAGGUUCCUGAAGAACUUCUUGGGCCAGAAGAAGGUUGGGAAAGAUCUGAGGGCCAAGGUGGACAUCCAUAACACCAACGUGGGCAUCAAGGCUGUGAAAAACGGCCUGAAGACCACUUGCAAGUGCCAUGGUGUGUCUGGCUCAUGUGCUGUGAGAACUUGCUGGAAACAGUUGUCUCCUUUCCACGAGACAGGAAAGCUCCUGAAGCUACGCUAUGAUGGUGCUGUCAAAGUCUUCAGUGUCACCAAUGAUGCUAUGGGACAAUCAGAGCUGGUGAGCCCCCAACAUCAUGGCCACUUAGCUAAAGGUCCUACUACUCCACGCCCCACUGAUCUGGUUUAUAUGGAAGAUUCUCCUAGCUUCUGCCGAUCUAGCAGGUAUUCAGUCGGCACGGCUGGAAGGACGUGUUCCCGUGAGGCCAACUGUGACAGUAUGUGCUGUGGCCGGGGUUACAAUAUCCAGACACACAUUGUUACCUUCUCUUGCCAUUGCCAAGUGCAAUGGUGCUGCUAUGUGGAAUGUCAGCAGUGCAUGCAGGAAGAAGUGGUUUACAGCUGCAAGCAAUAA
Notechis scutatus (mainland tiger snake) is the source of this 1107-nucleotide messenger RNA. It is a transcript of the gene WNT9B, whose product is annotated as Wnt family member 9B. The record is from RefSeq and is a predicted model, not a curated record. Lineage: Eukaryota; Metazoa; Chordata; Lepidosauria; Squamata; Elapidae. Gene Ontology annotation, biological process: cell fate commitment; multicellular organism development; canonical Wnt signaling pathway. Gene Ontology annotation, cellular component: extracellular region. Gene Ontology annotation, molecular function: cytokine activity; frizzled binding.